Messenger RNA from Oreochromis niloticus (Nile tilapia), 4296 nucleotides. RefSeq names its product solute carrier family 22 member 13b (gene slc22a13b). Gene Ontology annotation, cellular component: membrane. Lineage: Eukaryota; Metazoa; Chordata; Actinopteri; Cichliformes; Cichlidae. The coding region runs from base 86 to 1702 and encodes 538 amino acids. Gene Ontology annotation, molecular function: transmembrane transporter activity. The record is from RefSeq and is a predicted model, not a curated record. Gene Ontology annotation, biological process: transmembrane transport. The transcript is spliced from 10 exons.
CACGUUGAUUACUUGUGGCUGAACUCUGCUUAAAACCAAAUCUUUUCUCAUUUUCACAUGAGGCUCUGAGGACUUAGAUGUAAAUAUGAGCAACUUUGGGGAGAUUUUGAAGGAGAUUAACUCGUUUGGUUUAUUUCAGAAACGUUUGGUGGUUGCAUUAUGCAUCCCAAGCAUAUUUCUAGCUUUUGACGUUAUUGGCCAGGUGUUUGUCGGCAUGAGCUUCCCACACCGCUGCAACACCGACUGGAUCGUGGAGCGUGGGCCCAACCUGACAGAAGAGAGGCAAAAAAAUCUGACCAUCCCAGUGAAGGAGGAUGGAGGCUUUGAGAGCUGUUUGAUGUUCACGCCGGUGGAUUGGGAUUUGGAAACGAUUGAAAAAUAUGGGAUCAACACCACAACGGAAUGCGUUAAUGGAACUGAUUUUGAGGCACCCGGUGGCGCCUCCAGCAUUGUGACAGAGUUUGACCUGGUGUGUGACAGGAGCAGCUUCAUUGAAGCAUCACAGUCCAUCUACAUGGCCGGUCUUCUGGUUGGAGCACUGGUCCUGGGCUCCAUGGCUGACAGGUUUGGUCGCCGCUUUGUGGUCCUGCUUUCACUCCUCUUCCUGAUGGUUUUUGGUGUGGGAGUUGCUUUUUCGCCCAACAUCUACGUUUUUAUAGUUCUCCGAUUUUUAGGCGGAAUCUCGGUCUCCGGCAUUGUUGCUAAUUCAUUUGUAAUAGGCGGAGAAUGGAGUGAUUCUUCCAAGUUUGCAUUGUGCACCAUUAUCUGCCACUCCACCUUUCCUCUUGGACUGAUGCUGAUGUCUGGCGCUGCUUAUUUCAUCCGCAAUUGGAGGAUCCUGCAGCUGGUGCUCUUCUGCCCACUUAUCCUCGUUCUGGGUAUUUUCUACUGGAUUCUUCCCGAAUCAGCUCGCUGGCUCAUUACCCAGGGCCGCAAGAAAGAUGCUAUAAAGGAGAUCCAGAGGGCAGCCAAGGUGAACAAGAGAAAGGUCCCCAAAGACCUGUUGGAGAAGCUGGAGGAUGAGACUACAAUCAAAAGAGGAAACAUGUUGGACAUCUUCAGGAUAUCAUAUCUGAGAAAACGUGCUCUCAUCAUGAGCUACGUCUGGUUUGGAACUAGUCUGAUGUACUAUGGACUGAGCCUGAACGUUGGCAGUUUUGGUCUGGAUAUUUACCUGACACAGUUCAUCUUUGGUAUGGUAGAAUUUCCCGCACGUCUGGGCAGUCUGCCUGUCCUCCAGCUCAUUGGGAGAAGGAUUGGUCAAGCAGUAGUGUUACUUUUUGGAGGUUUAGCUUGUCUUGGGAUCCUUGUUAUACCAAAAGAUCUUCCCAUAGUAGUAACAGUCAUAGCUGUACUGGGAAAAUUUUCUGCUACUGCCAGCUUUUCCAUAGUCUAUGUUUAUACGGCAGAAUUAUAUCCCACCAAUAUAAGGCAGAACGGUGUAGGUCUGAACUCCAUGUUGGCUCGUGUGGCAGGCAUCCUUGCUCCUCUAAUCAGGCUUCUGAGCACCUACCAUUACACCAUUCCCAUGCUCAUCUAUGGAAUCAUCCCCCUUGCUGCUGGGGGUCUCUGUUUACUACUGCCCGAAACCCGUAACGUCGAGCUUCAGGACCGUGCCGAACUUACCAAACUUGAGGAUGGGGCUGCUGAGAAUGGAUCUUUGACUAAAGUGGACAAAAUGGAAAAGAGCACAAAACUGUGAUUUAUAUGGUGAAUUUAUAUGGUUCACACUUUUUUACACUCAUUUUCUAAACCAGUGCACUGGUAAAAAGAUUUUGUAUACGGUUCGCUAAAAUGACCAACUUCAGUUGAACAUUUUUGGUAGUUACAAACUGGUAAUGAAUCUUGUUCUUCCAAAAGUUAUAUAAUAUUUGAUAAAUUAGAUGUACAUGUAUAGUAAAAGAUGUAUAAACUGUAAUUCUUAUAUACUUUUUUAAGCUUUGUACUAGAUUUUUUUUAAACUACCUAUUUAGUAAACUGUUAUUUACCCCCAAAUAAAACUCCCAAACACCAACCCCCUGAAGACUAUGUCCCCCCCCCCAAAAUCAUAUAUACAUAUAUAAAAUACAAAUACAAAAAACCUCUUUUAUUUCUUGUUAUCUUCCCCUUAUUGAGUUUCUAUCUCAUUUCUUAGACUUUUUAUCUAAUUUAGUGCUCAGUUUGUAUAAAGGAAUCAGUGAAUAUUUAUCUAGAUGUUUCAACUCUGCAAUUAAUUUAUUAUUAGACUCAGCUGAGCCCACUCACAGUCCUCAAACCCCUGCGUCACUAGUGAAGGCUCUGAAAAACCUCCUAAUGGCCUCUGGUAGGAAACACAUCUCUGUGCUUUUCCUGCUAUCUCAGUGCAGCAUUCAGCAUUGUUGAUCAUAAUAUUUUACUAAAGAAACUAGAAUUCAUUGUUGGUAUUAAAAGAACUGCACUGCGGUGGACUGGAUCAUAACUGUCUGCUUUGUGCAUCUAAAUCGGUCGUCUUCUUCACAUGAACUUAGUCAUGCACUUCCACUGGAGUCUUUGCUAGGAGCAGUUUUGUUUACAUUAUACAUGCUUCCCUUAGGCAACACUGUUAGAAAACGUAGCAUACAUUUUCACUGCUAUGCAGCCGAUUCUUUAUCUAUGAAGCAAGAUGGCACAAAUCAUUUAUUAUAACUACAGGUAUGUAAUAAAGACAAAGGCCUGGAUGUCCUGUAACUUUCUUCUUCUAAAUUCAAACAAAAUUUUAUUUGAACCUAAAAAUCUUAGAAACAUGACGUCUAAACAAAUACUCUGGAUGACAUUACCUCAGCCUUCAGUAACACUGUGAGGAAUCUUGGAGUCUUUUUUUUUAACAGAAUAUGUCCUUCAAUCUGCAUAUCAAACAAGUAUCAAACACUAUAUUAUUCCAAUGGAGCACUCAGACUGUAGGCUUGCUUGUGGUUCCUGGAGUUUCUAAAAGUGGAACAGGAGGCAAAGCCUUAAGCUAUUAGGCUCUUCAGCUGUGGAAUCAGCUUCCACUUCAAGAGACGCACAUCCUCUCUUGUUGCAAUUAGACUUAAAACUUUACUUUUGAUAAGCUCAUAGUUAAAGCUGGAUCAGCUGACACUGAACCAUCACUCAGUUACGCUGCUAUAGGACCAGACUACUGUGAGACUUCAUGAGCACGUCUUCUACACUCUCUCUUUUUAGGUCAGCAGAUUGCUAAGCUUAGUUUUGUUGAAGGUUUCUUCCUGUUAAACGGGAGUUUUUCUUUCUCACCUUUGCAAAGUGCUUGCUCAUAGGGGGCCAUUUCAUUGCACAACAGUAAGCAUGAUACUUGAAAGUAUUGAAAUAUUAAGUUUGUUAUGAGUUCUCUCUGUGGAAGAAUUACACAGUACACAUAUUUGAUGAUAUUAGCUGUAUUGAGUAAUGUGGCACACUCACACAGACUGCCCUGCCCCAUCUACACUGCAGAUGUCACCGAUGAGGCAAUUUCAAUAAUGGAUACUUUUGGCAUUUUUAAACAGGUUUUUCAUAGUAGCUUAACAAAAAAACAAAAUUCAAGUAGGAAUAUUAAUAAUAUAAUGUAUAAGGGUAGAACAGGACUUUUACAAAACUACAGUUUGUUUAGUAAAGGUCCUGCAGUGCUAGAGUGAAAACCCCCUAAAUUAUUCGCCUUCCUGUGAGCAAGCACAUGGCGACAGUGGGAAGGAAAAACACCCUAUUAACAGGAAGUAACCUCUGUCAGAACCAGACUCACGAACAGAAUUUAAAAGCCUAUAAAAAUAUUAUUUUUACUUUUGAUCCUUUUUGUAUUUAUUUAAUGUUACUUAUUGUAACGAUAAACUCAGUGUGUGCUGUUUUUAUUCAAUAAUGUUGUUAUCUUUGUUCUGCCACUAAUUUAACUGAACUUCUUAGUUUGAAUUAAGUAUGGAUACUCGACAGUUUGUGUUGUCACUGUUAAAGCGUUUUUAACAGAAACUCUGUAAUGGAAACUUUUCAAAAGAUACAGACAUUUAUUUUAAAAAUAAUACUGAGAAUUGGUAAAGCCAGUUUUACUUUACAUAAUUUGCUGUUGGCUAAAAACAACGCAUUUUGACAUGAUCCCUGUUCUAGGAUCGUGGAACACAUUUCCUGGUGAAGACGUUUUCUUUUUCCUGUCAGCACUUGAGGUUACCAGGAAUCUUUUUCUUGCCAUUGUCACAUUAAAAAUAUGUACCUGAUGUAUGUCAAGUUAUGUUUAUCCAUGGCAGUGAUAUUUAUGUCGCCUCGAUAAAAUGUUUAGCUUGGCUUUACGAUACUAACAAAACAACAACAAUAAAAAAAAAUCAUUGAUGUAGCACAAAA